UUCCCUCACUCUCCGAUCUCAGAUCUCUCUCUCUCUCAAUCUCCGUUCUCAGAUUCAACAACCACAUUUCGAAGAUGGAACCAGUCUCAUCAUGGGGAAACACCUCUCUCGUCAACGUAGAUCCAGAGAUCCACGACUUGAUCGAGAAAGAGAAGCGUCGGCAAUCUCGAGGAAUCGAACUCAUCGCCUCCGAGAAUUUCACUUCCUUCGCCGUCAUCGAAGCUCUCGGAAGUGCUUUGACCAACAAAUACUCUGAAGGUAUGCCUGGUAAUCGUUACUACGGAGGUAACGAGUUCAUCGAUCAGAUCGAGAAUCUUUGCCGUUCUCGCGCUCUCGAAGCUUUCCAUUGUGAUCCUGAGAAAUGGGGCGUUAAUGUUCAGCCUUACUCUGGAUCUCCGGCGAAUUUCGCCGCGUACACUGCUUUGCUCCAGCCUCAUGACCGUAUCAUGGGGCUUGAUCUGCCUUCAGGUGGUCAUUUGACUCAUGGUUAUUAUACAUCUGGUGGUAAGAAGAUCUCUGCGACUUCGAUCUACUUUGAGAGUCUUCCGUAUAAGGUGAAUUUCACCACUGGUUACAUUGAUUACGAGAAGCUUGAGGAGAAGGCGUUGGAUUUCAGGCCUAAGUUGCUCAUCUGUGGUGGUAGUGCGUAUCCUAGGGAUUGGGAUUACGCUAGAUUGAGAGCUAUUGCCGACAAGGUUGGAGCUCUUUUGCUCUGUGAUAUGGCUCACAUCAGUGGUCUCGUUGCUGCUCAGGAAGCUGCGAACCCGUUUGAGUACUGUGACGUUGUGACAACCACAACCCACAAGAGUUUGAGGGGGCCAAGGGCUGGUAUGAUCUUCUACAGGAAGGGUCCAAAACCAGCCAAGAAGGGUCAACCCGAGGGUGCAGUCUAUGACUUUGAGGACAAAAUCAACUUUGCUGUUUUCCCUGCACUUCAAGGAGGUCCCCACAAUCACCAGAUUGGUGCUCUAGCUGUUGCGUUGAAGCAGGCCAACACUCCUGGUUUCAAGGUGUAUGCAAAACAGGUGAAAGCCAAUGCUGUUGCCCUUGGAAACUUCUUGAUGAGCAAGGGAUACCAGAUUGUGACCAAUGGAACUGAGAACCAUCUUGUCCUCUGGGAUCUUCGUCCUCUUGGAUUGACCGGUAACAAGGUUGAGAAGCUUUGCGAUCUGUGCAGCAUUACAUUGAACAAAAAUGCAGUAUUUGGAGACAGUAGUGCUCUUGCCCCUGGAGGUGUAAGAAUUGGUACACCCGCUAUGACCUCAAGAGGAUUGGUGGAGAAGGACUUUGAGCAGAUUGGAGAAUUCCUGAGCCGUGCAGUGACACUGACGCUGGACAUCCAAAAGAAGUACGGUAAGUUGUUGAAGGACUUCAACAAAGGUUUGGUGGACAACAAAGAUCUCGAGCAGCUCAAGACCGACGUUGAGAAGUUCUCGGCCUCUUAUGAGAUGCCUGGAUUCCUCAUGUCUGAGAUGAAGUACAAGGAGUAGAUCUCUCUCUCUCUACUAUCUAAGAGUAAUCUUCUAUUACCACAAUAUAUAUAAAAUGCUUUUGUAGGAUCGCCUAAUUGGAAUUUUAAAGGCGAAAAGAUGAAUGAGACAAAAUAGUAAAAACCAAAAAAAAAAAGGUUUAUUUUGAGUUA
Messenger RNA from Capsella rubella, 1642 nucleotides. Its product is annotated as serine hydroxymethyltransferase 4. Gene Ontology annotation, molecular function: cobalt ion binding; pyridoxal phosphate binding; glycine hydroxymethyltransferase activity. Gene Ontology annotation, biological process: tetrahydrofolate interconversion; folic acid metabolic process; L-serine catabolic process. The record is from RefSeq and is a predicted model, not a curated record. Gene Ontology annotation, cellular component: cytoplasm. The coding region runs from base 75 to 1490 and encodes 471 amino acids. The transcript has 4 exons. Lineage: Eukaryota; Viridiplantae; Streptophyta; Magnoliopsida; Brassicales; Brassicaceae.